Messenger RNA from Achroia grisella, 2023 nucleotides. RefSeq names its product deubiquitinase DESI2. The transcript has 9 exons. Gene Ontology annotation, molecular function: deubiquitinase activity. NCBI's taxonomy places the organism in Eukaryota, Metazoa, Arthropoda, Insecta, Lepidoptera, Pyralidae. Gene Ontology annotation, biological process: protein deubiquitination. The record is from RefSeq and is a predicted model, not a curated record. The coding region runs from base 233 to 970 and encodes 245 amino acids.
UUUGUCAAAAAUAAACUAAGCACGUUUACGUUUAUUGUGUUCAUUUUCGUAUUUUAAAAUAGUUUUCUUGUUCUUUUUCAUUUAAUAUAGUUCUGAAUAUAAAGAUUUCAUCAAUGUUGUUGAGAUGACGGAACUGACAAUCUAAAGGGAGUCGUAAUUUCUAUGGAAUACGAUCGCAUAUUACAGGAGGCAGUUAUUAGUGUCCACAGUCGAGAAGUAUGUAUAGAAAGAAAUGAAGAGAUGUGACGCGUGCCGAAUUCGUACUGAACGGAGGGUGUCGGAGAGCCGCCUCGGGGACACGGGGGACAGAGAUCCUCUCAUUGUGCCCCCAAUUGUCUCCCAGGAGGAGCCCUAUGAUACUCGUAACUUAUCGUGCGGCAUCUGCUCGAUGUUCCCCUCGUGCAUGUCGUUGCUGUCCCGGCGGCCGGAGCAGUCGGCGCCGCGGCCAGGACAGGCGGCCGUCGUACUCAAUGUAUACGACAUGUACUGGACCAACUGGUACACUGCGGGCGCGGGCGUGGGCGUGUUCCACAGCGGCGUGCAGGUGCACGGCGCGGAGUGGGCGUACGGCGGACACCCGUACGCCUUCACCGGCGUGUUCGAGAUCGCGCCGCGCGACGAGCGGGAGCUCGGCGAACAGUUCCGCUUCAGGCAAAGUGUACAUAUAGGUUAUACAGAUUUCAGCGAAGAGGAAGUGCGGCGGUUAGUGGCCGAACUCGGCAAGCAGUUCCGCGGUGACAGGUAUCACCUUAUGAACAACAACUGCAACCAUUUCACGUCUGCGUUUUGUUUGGCGCUGUGUUCGCGCGACAUCCCUGCGUGGGUGAACCGUCUGGCGUACGUCAGCUCAUGCGUUCCCUUCCUGCAACGUUGCCUGCCCAAGGAAUGGCUGACGCCGGCCGCGCUGCAACACUCGCUGGCCGCACACUCGCGGUCCUCCUCCCCGCAGGCGGCCACCACGCCGCAAUAGCACGCCCGAUGACGUGCUACGACUGUGCACAUAAAGGGAACGAAGUGUUGUGCGAACUAUACUUAGAUCUAAUAAGUUAGGUUUGGCGCAUUGUCGAUACAUUAUAAGCGUGUCACUUUAUUAUUAUAUCUACGACAGUCAUUAUCUAUGUAUUAAGAGUUUUCGGUACUUUUUUUAAUACAUAAAGUACUUUAUGCUACAUUUCUUAAUCAUUUACAAGCUCUACCCAUUUUAUAAAAAAUAAUUGUGUGUAUUUAUUAUAUUAAUUAAAUUAUAAUGUUAAAAUAAAUUGUGUGAAAGCGAAAUAUGCGUUACUUUGAAUGUAAGUUCUUUUAUUAACAUUGAGGUCCAAUUUUAAAAUUUUCAUGUUAAUUAUUUAAAAAAAAUGUUUUACACCGAGAGUAAAACUGUAAGGCACGCCAUCAUGCAUUUUGUUCUUAUGACUUCUUAUGAAUUAAGCAGCUACUAAUACCUGGUAUUAUAAUAGAACCUACAUUUUCAGUCCUUCUUUUGGUAAGAAUGUUGAAAGAUUUAUAUUUUGAUGGCCUCGGUGGUCUAGCGGUUUAACACACCGUCUUACUUCCGAUGGUCGCGGGUUGGAUAUGCGGUUGCGUACUUUAAAAGAUCUAAGCGAACAGACAGCAAAAGCGACUUCAUUUUAUACUUUGUAAAGAUGCAUCUCUAUAAUUAAAUACAUUUCGUAAUACGUAGUUCUAGGCGUCCGUCCGUUGUGAUUCUCUUAUUAAAUGUUAUCGUUAGUAUAAACCAGUCUUGUAAAUACAUUAAUAAAUUUGUAAACAUAUUGAAAAUUUAAUUUUAAUAUCCGCAGAUAAAGAUGCAUUAAUAAUAUUAUUAAUGUCGACUUACUAGUAUGUGGUACAGUGAAAAUCUCAUUUAUGAAUUGAAUUUUUUUAUUAUUAUAGCAAAAUGUUGAUAGUACUUGGAAAAUUGAAAUGAAAGUAUGAAUUAGUUGUAAAAUUUAAGAUUUGGUAUAUUUUCUAUUAUUAAUGUUUUAUUUAUUUAAUUCAGGCUGCUAAUGACCCGUAUUAGAAA